UUAGAAAUUUGCUGCCUUGAAAAAUUUUACUCAAUUGCAAAUGAAUUGUUGCAUCUUCUGGAACUGUUUUGUCGUUUUGUAUUUGAUAACCGGGUGAAAGUAUACAAUUGAUUGGACGAUAACGUAGCGUUAGAAUCACCUGUCUUGAAUUCAGGGUAAAAUGAGUAGAACCUUGAUACGCCCUGGCAAAAUUACGCUACGAUACACUUGGUUUCACAGGCGGUCUACUUUUGAGAGCGAUAAUCAGCGUUUAAUUUACAUAAUUACUGAGCGAACUGAAAAUUUUUCCAGGGAGAAACGAUCGUGAUUGUCAAGGUUGUGCAACCUUAAAUGGAUGGAUUGCGUGCGAACCAAUUCGCCCGUGUUUCUCUCUGUGAUUCGCAUUCUUCUGAGACCACUUUCUCACGAUGCUCGUUCGUAGACCUUUAACAGUCGUUUCACGAAUACAGAUGUCCAAUAAAAUUUCUCGAAACGCAAUGGAGAUUAACGCGCAUUUCCUAGGAGGAGCUAUCAAACGUCGAGUGGCAAGCAACGUUAUUUUAUUAAACAAAAUGUUGCUGCAGUUGGAAAACAUUUAUAGGAAACAAUUUCGCGUGUACAAAAGGCGAAAUUGUAGUUAUAAAAAGAUUCUUUCCUUUUUACAAUGCGUGGCAAGAAAAUUUAACGAUCAAACGUGGAGAUAAUUGAUCGUUUAUUGUCGUGAGCUUAACCAUUCUUGCGUAAACCUUGCUCAACACCUUGUUGAGAAAUUACGUUCGAAUCGUGUCGUCACGCUUGGCCAAAAUAAUUGCAAAUCGUGUUCACGGGUUCAUCGAUUCCCGGAGGGCUGUCGUAAUUCAGGAAACAAUAACCUGCGGCAAUGCCAACAAACGAUACUUAACGCCGGUGAAACCAUUCGCGACGUUCAUUCUUCGACGGGCCAUUGUUCUAUUUGUCGCUUAUCAGUUGUGCACAAGCGUGUGAUCUUGCAAUUCCCUGCGGGUGAAUGAAUCUCCUGCCACGGUUGUUUACCUUCGUGACGUGGAAGGAUCCGACUUUGAAAUCGGAGUUAGAGGCAUUGUCGCGAAACGAAAGCUGGACUUCCUGCGAUUACUCGAAACAGUUUUUUACCAUUUUGGAAGCUUCACACAGUGGAUCAAGAAGCCGGAAGAAAGUUAUUUCCUUCUCUUCGUUUAAUGUGAAGGCAAAUAGAGAAAUAUCAAGAAAUUCCACGGUGUUAUUUUGAGAGAUUGAGGUUUCAUAGCUACUAUAAGUAGUAAUCAAUUGUUUCUUUUGUACUUUUCAAAUUGUUAGACAUGUGCAUCAACUGCUAUAAGUAGUAAUCAAUUGUUUCUUUUAUACUUUUUAAAUUGUUCAGACGUGUGCAUCAAGCAUCUGUUGCAUCUAGCAAGUACCGCUAGAUCCAACGUAGCUUAUCCAUUCACUAUACUAGUAAACACAAACCAGCUGGAAUCUACCAUUUUGCAAGUUCAAAUUAUAUCGGCCAGUCGGUCAAUGGUUGCAGAGGAUUUGAAGAUACUAGAAAGAAUCUCUACAUCGUCGUUCACGCUUGCUCUUUAACCCCUUGCCCUGGGAGAGAUCUGGACUACUUAAAAAUUAACUGAUAUCUACAAUGAAAUCUCAUCUUACAAAAAUGAGAACGUACGGUUCAAGUGCGUAGCUUUCGUUACCUAUUUUCUUUUACAAAAACGUAUUUCACUGUGUUAACAAACGUUCCAAGAUGAAGAGGUGAAGAAUAAAGGAUCUGAAACAAAAAUAAAAUUCACUUACUCUUGUAACUUCUUGCAGUAAAAAGUAACAAGUAAAAUCGAGUUAAAUGUAGCCAUCGUUUGUUCUCUCAGAAGCUCUAACCAUCGAGAAUACGUCUGUGAUAAAAGAAGACGAAAAUGUCCGGACGAUGACAUAGAUAAAAGAUGGAUAAAAGCCGAGUAAAAGGUUUCUCAGAGCGCGGCUAAGCGUCCCGUGUCUGUCCUCCUGGAUAAAGAGGAUCAGUCGAAGUUCCGUUCCUGCAACGAAGAGACUCGGGGUCACGGGGUUCAACAAAAUAGUGAAUCACGGGUCGAAGAAACAAAUGUUUCGUGGUAGAAAAGAGUGGAUCUUCCUGUAGAGGGAACCAAUGGACCAGGAGCGUUUGAUAAGACUGGACUGGAGUGUGCCAGUGACCAGGAUUUUGAAUUCAACUUUGAAGAACAGUGUGAAUUAUACAGUGUGGAACAAAGUCUGAACGAUUGUCUUAUAAAGCAGAAAUAUUUCCAUAUUCACAAAAGUGGCAAAAGUUUGGAAUUGUGCAAAAUGGUUUGCACGUUUAAACAUAAGAGUUGACGAUUUUAUAAAUGAAUGAAUCUUAAAUGAGAACUGAAGACUUCUCUUUGAUGUUAGAGAAUUUCACGUGACGAUCUUCGUUCGAGAUUCUGUGAAAAUAAUAAUUAAUUUCGAAGAAGACACUUCUGUUUGAUACAUUUUUGUAGUUCAUCAAGUUUGAAUGGGUUCCUUGUGAUUGACAAUGUAUAACGAAUAAUGCGCUUACGCGUGAAACACUGCGAUUUUCCAAUACUGGAAGAACCCAUAGAUCGUAACAUGUUGAAUGAGUUCAGGAUUCGCAGCUGACAUUAAAAGUUCAUUUUCGCAUUUGAAUACAUACGUAUGUGAAUAGAUAUACUCGAUGAGUAACAAAAGGAUCAACGCCGUGUUGAUUUCUCAUCGGCCACGGAUGAUACCUCAUCAAAGGAUCUUCAUCAUAUUUUUUCUUACAAUACUCGUAACAUUGCCUUCUUAUGAAAGUCGUGCCAGGAAUACUCGAAAUACUCAGAAAUUAAUUAGAAAUAAAGAAACGUACAAAUUACCCGAAGAUAAACUUCUGUCCAACUAUAUAAAAGAUGAUUGGGAAAAAGAAAACCUCCACAUAAGACGAAAUAAUGAAACAUGGAGUUCGAUAUCUAUACAACACCAGAAGAAGAAUAAUUAUAUACAUCAAUCUCCAUCUUUUAACUUUACACACAAUCGUACAAAAUAUAAUGAACUAUCAAUGUACAAUGAACAGAAUUUAACACACAAGAGAUUCAAAAGAGGUGUGAUACAUUUGUACAAUAUGGUAGUAUGCGCCACUGGAUGCAAUCCUUUAGCUUACAAGGGAUAUGGAUGCUACUGUGGUUUUUUGGGUUCAGGAUAUGUAAUAGAUGAGAUAGAUAGGUGCUGUAAAAUGCAUGAUUGGUGUUAUGAUGCCACAGAUUGUCCAACGUUUUCAGAAUACUUUGUACCAUAUUAUUGGAGAUGUUAUCAUGGAUAUAAACCAAUAUGUGCUGUUGAGCAUGGAAACUGGGGAGGAUCUGGAUCAUGUGCUCAGCGAUUAUGCGAAUGCGAUCGUUCAUUCGCCGAAUGUUUAAAACGUUAUCCGUGCCCCACAACCAAAGCUGUAUGUACUUCUUCACCUUGGAGAUUGGUGCAAAAUCUUUUUAUGAUUAUGUAGUUAUCAGUAUAGAAUUAUAAAAUUGAAUUGAGAGUUAAUUUAUAAUUUGAUAAUAUUGUGUUCAUGCCAAAGACAAGAAGUGUAGUUUAAUAAAUAUUGUAACAUUUAUUAUAAUAAAAGGUACAAAUUUUUCUAUAACAUUAUAAAGUAACAAGACAAUACACAUUGAAUUUAGCAAGU
Messenger RNA from Frieseomelitta varia, 3646 nucleotides. RefSeq lists its product as uncharacterized. The record is from RefSeq and is a predicted model, not a curated record. Lineage: Eukaryota; Metazoa; Arthropoda; Insecta; Hymenoptera; Apidae. Gene Ontology annotation, molecular function: calcium ion binding; A2-type glycerophospholipase activity. Gene Ontology annotation, biological process: lipid catabolic process; arachidonate secretion; phospholipid metabolic process. The coding region runs from base 2663 to 3466 and encodes 267 amino acids. The transcript is spliced from 9 exons.